Messenger RNA from Pocillopora meandrina, 2082 nucleotides. The record is from the annotation of a GenBank genome assembly. Lineage: Eukaryota; Metazoa; Cnidaria; Anthozoa; Scleractinia; Pocilloporidae.
AUGAGUGCUUCAUCUCAACCAAUUGAUUUUUCUCGGCAUCAGUUCUACGGGAAGACUUCCCGAGGCACCAUCCUCGGAACUCACACUGUUGGGCUUGGAUAUGUCAUUGUUAUGUUCGUCCUUCUUUUUCGGUUAGAAAUUUUUGAAGUGAUACCAAUAUUGUUUACGAACUCUGACGGGCUGCUGGCGACAAAUUUAAUACUUUUUAUCUACAUUAUGAUCAAUGCUGUUGGAAACUAUUUCUACGUAGUAACGACUGACACAUCUCAUAAGAGGCUGGAGAAAUUAAGCGAGGGACGCGAUGGAGAUUUCUAUUGCCAAUCGUGCGAACAAAAUUCGCCUCCAAGGUCACAUCAUUGUUCGUUUUGUGACAGGUGUAUAGUUAGGCGUGACCAUCAUUGUUUCUUUGCGGCAGCCUGCAUUGGUCACGCAAAUACGCGUUUCUUUGUCGUCUUUAAUUUUUUCGCAUUCGUCGGAUCAGCUUAUGUGGCGAUCAUAAACUUAUUUUACUUACAUCUGAAGAUCGGUCCUUUAAUUCCUCUCAGUUUUGAGGCCAUCUGCAAAGUUGUUCCACUAUUGACAGUCUUUAAAGUAUGGAAUGGAAGUGUCACGUUGUAUUAUUUCUUGGUGGUUGUUGUAACGUGGCUAUGUAUUGUUCAAACUCUGGGUUGUGCCAGCUGUUGCUUCUUUCAACUGACAUUGAUUUUCUCUGGGCAAACAACCUAUGAAUGGCAACAUAAAAAUUUCAUUUACAGCAAAGGUUGGAAGAAAAACUUCUAUGACAUUUGUGGAAAAAAGUGGUACCUCUGGUGGUUUUUCCCUAUUUUUCAGUGGCAAAAACUUGCAUCAAGGGAGGAAGAAUAUUAUGCACAGUAUAGUUCUAAAACAUCAAAGUAUGUCUGAGUACAUAAUUAUCAUGAUAAUGGUCAAUCAUUUAUUUUGCUUUCUCAUCCAAGUAUCCACUGAAGUAUCUUACAUACUCGUCUAUGAUAGGCUCAAUAACCUGCCACUGUUUGGGAAUAUGAGCCCACACUCCCCCCCUUGAACCAGGGAGGAGCAAAAAGUGGUCAGGAGAGAGCAGCAAAAAUCGAGCUUAAUCUAUGAUUACUCUACAUUUUCUUCAAAGAAGGGGAGUUCACUUUGAGUAUCACUUGUUCCUCUUUAGAUCACCUUGAAGGGCAACCUUGUUGUGGUCAGAUAUUUAGAAGUAGCCUCUACCUUUUUCUUUGGCUUAUUUUGCCAAUGCCACACUUCUUGCACUAAAAUUAUCACCAGUCCCUAUUGACUGAGGGUUCAGAGCAGGCAUGCUUGUUUGUAAGGGAUUUCACACUGAAAAGACAAGCAACCUGAGCAACCUCCUCUAAAAAUUACACACAGACACACCCACCCACACCCAUGCACACACACUUGAAAUAAGUAAGGGUAGGAGAAGGGUAUGAGUUGCAAGAGGCUUUAUCCUAGUGAAGAAUCAUUUGGUUUCCUAUUCAGGUUUUAUUUUUAUUUUGUUGCAACAACAGAAAUUAAAUGUGAACUAAAAAAAAGAAGAAUUGAUGACUGAAAAUAACAAAAUGAAGCAAUUGAUGCUCUAUCCUUGUGGAUAGAUUGAGGAUUGUGGGUUCAUUUUCUGAACAGUGGUUCGAGCGUAUGGUCUACCUAGCACUCAACAAAGUGCAUCUGCAUGUGCGACUGUUGUAAUAACUAGGUGGAGUACUUUCAGGCUGCCAGAACUCUUUAACUCCCAUAAGUGACCAAGACAGAAUUUCUCCUUACAGUAUCAAUACAAUAUCAACCAAAUGAGUGAUGAGAACAAAGAAAAAUAUCAAAUUGGGGAUAGUUAGUUGAUUUGAUACUUAAUUCUCUGAACUAACAUUAUAAUAAUUGUAUGGUUGACAGUAAGGAGAAUUACAAAUUUGAUCUGGGAGUUAAAGGGUUAAACAAUUUGCAAACAACCACACAAGCCAGUGAGUCAUGGUGUUUUGGAAUAAAUUUCUUGAAGAAGCUUUGUGUUCAAAAGUCUCGAGUUUUCCAAUUUCCUACUUUUUUUCUUUUACAGAUUUCAAUUUUCUUUUGUUGAUUUUUUGA